Molecule: messenger RNA, 2424 nt
Organism: Drosophila busckii
Lineage: Eukaryota; Metazoa; Arthropoda; Insecta; Diptera; Drosophilidae
Product: venom dipeptidyl peptidase 4
Exons: 6
Coding region: 95-2338 (747 amino acids)
Biological process (GO): proteolysis
Molecular function (GO): dipeptidyl-peptidase activity; serine-type peptidase activity
Source: RefSeq, a predicted model, not a curated record
UGAUAGCUCGGCAAUUGCGAAAUAUUCACACAUUAUAUUGUUUAGUUUGCGUGUAACAAGUUCAGUUAAUAUUAUUGUUGUUAGUUAUCUAAUUAUGCACAAAAAGUUGAGCUUAGUGAGCAGCGCGGCAUUGGCGCUGGUCGCUGGCCUCUGCCUGGCCCAUGCUGCAGUUAUCAAACCAAUUAACAGUGAGCAAACAGCAUGGGAACUCGUCGAUGCGAUAUAUGGAACCUCCGGACUGCGGGGUUUUAAUGGCACCUGGAUAUCAGAUGAGGAAUUUUAUUACACUGCCAGCGAUAAAUCUAUACGUAAAUAUAAUGCCGCCGCCAAUACUACGAGCGUUUUUCUGGAUGCCAGCUUUUUGAACUCCUAUAGUGGGGCAAUGUUCACACUCUCGCCAGACAAUUCAAAAAUUCUAGUGCGCUACAAUUUGACAGAGAAGUUUCGUCACUCGUAUGUGGCACAAUACGAUGUGUACGACAUUGCCACAAAGAAGUCAAUCAAGAUGCACAAAGGCGAGAAGCUGCAGUACUGCGGCUGGUCGCCGCUGCAGGAUAGACUGGCCUAUGUUUAUCUGAACAACGUCUAUGUACACUUUAGUGAGGAGAAAGAGGUGCAAAUCACAGAUGACGGCGUAGAUGGGAUUGUGUAUAACGGUGUGCCCGAUUGGGUCUAUGAGGAGGAGGUGCUGAGCAGUGGACAUGCACUCUGGUGGUCCCCAGAUGGCAACAAGCUGGCUGUUGGCUUUUUUAACGACACCAAAGUGGAGACAUUUAGAUACACCCUCUAUGGCGAUACCAGUGACAACUAUGCGCAGUAUCCGCAUGAGGAGCAACUCAAGUACCCCAAGCCAGGCACACCCAAUCCCGUGGUGAAUGUGCGCGUCUAUGAUCUGAGCAGCACUGUGCCUGUUAUGAAGCUCAUUGGCGCACCUGUGAACAUUGUGGGUGAUGAUCAUAUUCUGGAGCAUGUGGUGUGGACGGAUAGCAGUCAUUUGCUCAUUACCUGGCUUAACAGGCGUCAGAAUCUGGCCACAAUGCAGCGCUGUACGCAAAGCGGCGAGUGCACGGAGAUCAAACGUCUCGACGAGCCCCAUGGCUGGAUUAAUAUUGAUACACCCAAGUGUCUGAGCAAUGGCAUCAAUUGUAUAUUUACAUACUGGAUCGAUGACUGGCUGCAGGUCUGGAAUCUCAAUCUGCUCACUGGAGAAAACAUUUGGAAAAGGCGUGGCCGGUUUACUGUGCUCAAUAUCUACGGCUACGAUGAAGUUAACGACAGACUUUACUAUCAAGCCACUCAGCUGGGAAGUCCCGAUGUUUAUCAUGUCUAUCGCAAUGAUAUUUGCCUCAGUUGUCAUAUGGAAGAUGCCGAUGGCACUGAAUGUCUUUCGGCUAGCGCCAGCUUUAGCAAAGGGUACUCCUACUAUAGCAUCUCAUGCACCGGCCCCAAUCCAGUUUAUACACGCAUCUUCAAGAUGACGCCGACGUCAAUGGAACAAAUCAACGACUGGGAACCAAAUGCAGCCUAUCGCGCCAAAUUGGCCACCAAGCUGCGUCCAAGCUAUAGUUUUAUCAAUGUUAAGCUGAAGGAUGGCAGCUUUGGCAUUUGCAAACUGGCGCUGCCGCCAGGCUUUGAUGAUAAGAAGAAGUAUCCCAUGAUUGUGGUCGUCUAUGGCGGUCCCAACUCUGUGCGUGUUACCAACAGCUUUACUGUAGGUUUUGAGGCCUUUGUAACCACAAACAGGGACACGAUUUACGCCUAUAUCGAUGGACGCGGCACAGGAAACAAGGGCAAAGAUUUGCUAUUCUCAGUCAACAAUGAUUUGGGCGAUCACGAAGUGGAGGAUCAGCUGCAUGUGACCAAGUGGCUGCAAAUCUUUUUGGGCUUUGUGGAUCCCGAACGUACAGCCAUUUGGGGCUGGAGCUAUGGUGGCUAUAUGACAGCCAAGACGAUUGAGGCUGAUGAUAAGCGUGUCUUCCAGUGCGGGGUCGCUGUGGCACCAGUGACCUCCUGGCUGUACUAUGAUACCAUUUAUACAGAACGCUAUAUGGGUCUGCCUGAUAGCAAUGCGCAAAAGUAUAAUGAGAGCGAUACCUACAAGAAUUUAGAGAAUUUCCGCACGCAUGACUUUUUGUUAGUACACGGCUCUGGGGACGACAAUGUGCAUUACCAACACUCUCUGCUUUUGGCCAAGCGACUGCAAAGGGCCGACAUACAAUUUGAGGAGCAGACUUAUACAGAUGAGAACCAUGGCAUUGGCAAUGCUUUGCCGCAUUUGUAUCAUACCAUUGACCGUUUCUUUGCCAACUGCCUGAAUUUAGAUACCAAUGAAGCUUGAAUUGUAUGCUAGCUAAGUUAUCUAGUCAAUUAACAAUUGUACAGUUGCCUUUUAUAUGUAUUAAUAAACGUUUUAUGUAAAUCUAA